CUCCAAGCGGAAGCGUAUAGAAAGUAGAUAGGUUGUGUUUAAAAUUACAGAACCAACCGCCUGCAUGGAUAUAAGCACUUAAAUGAAGUCGUGAAAGUGUUUGUAUGAUUCACGGUUGCAGUGGAUUAAUACAUCCCUUGACAAAAAAUUUUGCAGCAAUUGGGGCUAGGGGCUGUGACCUAACGUUGUCAGCCUCUGUGGAUGCUGGGAUACUGUCCUUGACAACAUAGCAAUGGCGACCGCUACAAAAAUAAUUCAGAGACUCCGAAACUACCUAUCGGGGCAAGAUCUUCAGGCAAAACUUCAGCUGCGUUACGGUGAGAUUGCAAAGAGGACUCAGCCACCACCCAAACUUCCGCUUGGACCUAGCCACAAGUUCUCCCACAAUUAUUACUGUCAAAGAGAUGGCCGCAGGGAAGCGGUUCCACCAACGAUAGUGAUGUCCUCUCAGAAGGCACUGGCAGCCGGGAGUCAAGCUCCAGCAGUGGCUGAAAAGAGUCCAGUUGUACCAGGACCACCUGCCAAGGAACUUCCACUGUCUACAGACCAGCCGUACCUCUGAAACGUUUGACGGAUUUGCUUGUGUCAUCACUCUCUUGUUUCAACAAUAGCAUUUCAGAACAAUACAGCUGGCCACCAAGCCUAAUUUCCCUGGCAACUUGCUGAUGGCACUUAGGUUCUCUUCUUUGCCUUUUCCUGUUUUCCUGUCAAAUGGUAUUAAUAAAGUAUAAUAUCCUUA
Messenger RNA from Megalops cyprinoides (Indo-Pacific tarpon), 739 nucleotides. It is a transcript of the gene ndufa7, whose product is annotated as NADH:ubiquinone oxidoreductase subunit A7. Gene Ontology annotation, biological process: mitochondrial electron transport, NADH to ubiquinone; ATP synthesis coupled electron transport. The transcript is spliced from 4 exons. NCBI's taxonomy places the organism in Eukaryota, Metazoa, Chordata, Actinopteri, Elopiformes, Megalopidae. The record is from RefSeq and is a predicted model, not a curated record. The coding region runs from base 233 to 562 and encodes 109 amino acids. Gene Ontology annotation, cellular component: mitochondrial inner membrane.